This is a messenger RNA of Athene cunicularia (burrowing owl), 2960 nucleotides long. RefSeq names its product probable G-protein coupled receptor. Gene Ontology annotation, molecular function: G protein-coupled receptor activity. Gene Ontology annotation, cellular component: signaling receptor complex; plasma membrane; endosome. The transcript has 2 exons. NCBI's taxonomy places the organism in Eukaryota, Metazoa, Chordata, Aves, Strigiformes, Strigidae. The record is from RefSeq and is a predicted model, not a curated record. Gene Ontology annotation, biological process: G protein-coupled receptor signaling pathway. Bases 239 to 1468 code for a protein of 409 amino acids.
ACGGGGUGCAGGGAAGGGGGAGUGUGGCCUUGCACAGGGGCCAGCAGCCCCUGUUCUGCUGCAGGAGUGACACUGGCAAGAAGGAUCCGCGGCAAGGAGGGGAGCAUCACCCACCUCCCCAGGAGAAAAGGCAAGUAGAAGACAGAGACCAUGGUUGUGGUGAGGUUUCCCUCUAAGGGAUGCAGAAGAGCCCUUGCUGCCCAGGCACUGGAGCUGCUGGCUUAGACCUCAUCAGGGGAUGGCGAGCCACAUGAGGCUGAACACCACGGACAGCCUAGAGCCACUCUCUGUCUCCGAGCAGUCCAUCACCCAGGAGGUGGUGGGCCUCCUCUGCAUGGUCCUGCUCACCCUCACAGCCCUGGUGGCCAACACUGUGGUGAUGGUCGUCAUUCUCAAAACUCCCCUUCUCAGGAAGUUCAUCUUUGUCUGCCACCUCUGUGUGGUCGACCUCCUCUCUGCCAUUUUCCUCAUGCCCCUGGGGAUCAUCUCCAGCUCCUCCUGCUUCAACAAGGUGAUCUACAGCAUUUCUGAGUGCCAGGCCUUGAUAUUCCUGAAUGUUUGCUUCAUCAGUGCUUCCAUCCUCACUAUAUCCAUCAUCAGUGUGGAGCGGUACUACUACAUCGUCCACCCCAUGAGGUAUGAGGUCAAGAUGACCGUCAGGCUUGCGGUGGCUGGAGUGAUCUUCAUUUGGGUCAAGUCUGUUCUCAUCACUGUCUUGGCACUUGUGGGCUGGCCUCAAGGCAAUGGGGCCACCAGCGCCAGCCGCUGUACAGUCUACUGGAGCCCUGGGGCCCACAAGAAGGUUUUUGUGAUCAUCUUCAGCAUCGUCUGCUUUGUUCUGCCCACCAUCAUCAUCUUUGCUGUCUAUUGUAGUGUCUAUCGUGUGGCCCGGAUAGCAUCCCUGCAGCACGUGCCCGUGCCAGCACAGGCAGUUGUGCCAAGACACCGAUCUGACUCCAUUGCCAGCCAAGUGACCAUCAUCACUACCAGGAACCUGCCGCUGCCCAGGCUGGUGCCAGAGCGCCUUUUGGGAGGCAACAAGGCCAUCCUCACCUUGGUCCUCAUUGUGGGACAGUUCUUGUGCUGCUGGCUGCCCUUCUUCGCUUUCCACCUGCACUCCUCUGUUACUGCUGGAACAGUGGGUGGUGGACAUGGGGAGAUGGUGGUCACCUGGAUUGCCUACUCCUCUUUUGCCAUCAAUCCCUUCUUCUAUGGGCUGCUGAAUCGCCAGAUCCGGGAGGAGCUGGCCCGACUCCGGCGCAGCUGUCUCAACCGGCCACUGGGCCAAGAGCUCUGUCUUUCUGUCUCAGAGGCUUCUGUUCAGGAAAACUUCUUGCAGUUCCUCCAGAGAGCAACCUGCACGCUGGAGACCCACACCAGCUGCAUCAGCCCCAGCCCCAGGAACAGGCUGGACCAGACCAAAAUGGGCUUCCCCAUCCCGGGUCAAGUUCCUGAAGAGAGCAGUUGAGAAGCAGGAGGCCCUAUCCCACCAUAAUGGGUAGGAGGGUGGGCAGGGGACCUGCCAGGAAACCAUCAGACCCAGCCUCUUGGAUUUGGAGGGAUCCUUGUUCAGGUUUUGACUCUUCUCUGAGCUUAUGGUGGUGAUGGUUUCUCCAUCCAGUAGAAGGCGGCAGAUCUGGGGAAGCCUCAUGUCCCUUCUGCAGACUGGGAUUGUCUCUGGCUACACCAGCAGAGCCCAGUUUCAUGGAUGGGCUCUCCUUGGGACACAGGAUGCCAAGGGGCUCUUACAUGGGGGCAGAGGAGGGGGCACUUCCAUCUCCACCACCCCACUGGGACCACUCGUGGCCAGUGGGCAAGAGCAGAUGUCCCUUGCACCCUACCCAGGAGCAAUGCCCCAGCUAACACCACUAACACCAGUAAUACCAGGGCCUCAAGCACCCUGUUGAGCCUGGACAGCUGAUGUGGAGUCCUCCAUCUUUGGCUGUUUAACCCAAAACUAAUGUCUGGGUGGAGGAGCUCCUGUCACCCAUGGUACUUAUUGGGGGAUGGCACCCACAGGGCUGGAUCUGGUCGUGUCUGUGUUUCUCCUGCUGGCGUGACAGCAUGCAAUGCCCGUGGCCAUGCCCGGCUGUGCCCUCUGUCCCCCUGAGCUGGCAGGGGCUGCCCCUCCAUGGGGGACGCUGGCUGGCUGGGGGUCCGUGCUGGGCUGUUUAUGGACACAGCUGCCCAGUUGAAGCCCAGCCAGUGGUGUCAUGUGCCAGCCAAACUGGGCUUCUGGCCAGGGGUGCACUGGAGUGGCACAGGGUGGCGGGGAAGGGGCCAUGCAGGCUGCCCCCAUGCAGCAGCCAGAGGGGACUGAGAGCUGCUGUCCCCCUUUUUUGUCUCAUUGCUUCUGCAGGGUGUGGGAACCCUCCCAUAGGGUCCCCAGUACAAGAAAAGGAACUGGACCCUGUUGGGGGAUGCUGGAGGGGUAGAUCACCCUCAGCCCACCCACAAAGGUGCCAGGGAUGGUGCUGGCACAGUGGGUUGGAGAUGCCCCUGCCCCAAUAAUAAAUGGGGGUGCUGCAGGAGAACUGCCCCACGGCCUCUCAAACUGCCCCAUGGCAAGGAGGGGGCUCUAGGAAGAGCCCCAGAGAUAUAGGGGCUGAGUGCCAGCACCCCCCUGGCCACAGGGAUGUCCCUCUGGCCACCACCCUGUGUCUCUAGGAGCUGAGGCUGCCCCUUGUGUGUGGGGGUGUCCCCACCCAGGGUGGGGGAUAUUUUUUUUCUUGUAAAUUUUAUCUUUUUAUUAAACCAUUGAUAAGUUACAAAGGAGGAAAAAAUAUAGACUUAUAUAUACAGCAUUUCCAAGCCAGCAGGGACUGACUCUUGGAUGGGGUUGCUGGGAGGCGAUUGCCCCAGGGUGGUCUGGGGAGGGCCCCCCACCAGAGCCAGGGGAAGGAGGACCCCCAGAGAGGCCAGGCAGCCCCUCAUCCAGCAGGACCCGGCUUUUGGGUGCC